AUGCACGUCCUCUGGCUGCUGGCGGCGCGGCGGUUCCGCCGCCGCGCCCGCGCCGUGUCCACGAUCACCGCGAGCGCAGCGACGGCGCCGGCCACCCCGUGCGGCUACGGCUACGGCUACGGCGUCGACGACGACGACGGCCCGUUCUUCGACCUCGACCUGUCGUGCUGCCGCUCCGCGCCGGCCUCCACCGCCGGCUCCAGCUCCGAGUCCGAGGACUCCUCAACCUCCUCCUCCUCCUGCUGCGCGGGCGGCGACGCCGACCUCGUCAUCUCGCUGCAGCGCCAGCGGAGCUGCUCCGCGUCCUCGCCGCCGCCCUACGACCGCCUCUCCUUCGGCCGGUGCGGGUGGGGCGGCGCGCUGCCCCCGCAGCUGAAGUUCUGCGCGUCAGAGCCCAGCGACGACGCCGCUGCCGCGCGGCUGAGCGCGAGCGGCAGGCGCGGCAGGCUGCGCACGUUCAGCUUCGGAGCCGCGUCCGCCAAGGCCGCCUUCUACGGCGGCCGCGCCAGCUUCUCCCGCAGCUCCAGCAGCGCGCGCUCCGCGAGGAUCUUCAGCGCGUACGGGCACGACUCGCCGUCGCCGGACCAGGACCAAGAAACGGGCGCCAAGAGGGGGCAGCCCUCGGCGGAGGUGAUCAGGCGGUACCUGAGCAAGAUCUCGAGGCGGCUGCGCAGGGUGGCGCCCGCUGCGGACAUCCGGCUGCGGAAGAGCCGGUCGGCGUCCGCGGCGCAGACGGCGGCUCCUGCCCAGUUCUCGUCACCGCCGUCCCGGCGUGACGACACGCUCCUGGAGCAGCAGGACGGCAUCGCCAGCGCCAUCGCGCACUGCAAGGAGUCCAUCCACCGCGCGUCCAUGUCGGAGUGCGACUCGUCGCUUCUGCGGUCGUGGAGUGAUCGAGGAACAGAGCCUGCAUCCCGACGAGCGUCGUAG
This is a messenger RNA of Lolium rigidum, 930 nucleotides long. RefSeq lists its product as uncharacterized. NCBI's taxonomy places the organism in Eukaryota, Viridiplantae, Streptophyta, Magnoliopsida, Poales, Poaceae. The record is from RefSeq and is a predicted model, not a curated record. Gene Ontology annotation, cellular component: plasma membrane. Bases 1 to 930 code for a protein of 309 amino acids. The transcript is spliced from 2 exons.